Cucurbita moschata (crookneck pumpkin) is the source of this 2577-nucleotide messenger RNA. Its product is annotated as myosin-binding protein 7. The coding region runs from base 698 to 2224 and encodes 508 amino acids. NCBI's taxonomy places the organism in Eukaryota, Viridiplantae, Streptophyta, Magnoliopsida, Cucurbitales, Cucurbitaceae. The transcript has 4 exons. The record is from RefSeq and is a predicted model, not a curated record.
GAUCGCUCCGACAAACGAACCUCCAACGGAUCGGCGAUUCACUUAGAAAUCUAACGGUCCAUCUCGCUUUCUUUCUCUCUCUCGCUCGUUUCUCUCCCAUUCUCUCUGCUCAGAGCUUUUUCCCUCUCUCUCUCUAUCUUUCAUCAACAAUAUCGCAGAAAUCGAGAAAUCCGAAUGAAAGAGACCUGAUACGACAAAGAAUUCAUUUAAUUUAGGGUUUCCAAAUCUCUCUUAUUCUCUUCCCCUCCAAAUUCUGUUUCCCUCCAAGAAAGCUUUCCCCUAUUUGUUGUUCCUCUCUGUUCUUAAUUUUUUUUUUCGGGUUAUAAGCUUGAUUUUUUGAUUUGAAGAAGUGGGGGAAGGUUUUCUUAAUCUGAGUUUCUUCAGAUUUUGUUUGGGGGAAUUGGAAUUUUCGCGGGAAAAUACCAACAGUUUGUGAUUCUCAAUUCUUUCCACGCCUUCUCGGGUCGUUUUAGCUCCUUCAAGGUAGUUCUGUUCCCUGUGUUUCUGAUCUCGGAGGAAGAAGACCUGAUUUUAGGAGGGGAGAGAAUUAAAUACAGAAAUCCAUAAUUCAAGAGAGUGGAUUUGUGAAUUUCAUUCCCGGGUUCUGUUAUCUUGUUUGGAUUUAUCCUUAGUUGUAGAAUCACAUUGUGUUGCAUUUCAUAUACAAUUUGAUUAGAGUUUGAAUGCACAUUGGUUUAUGGAUUUCAAGGCACCUCCAUCUUCAUUGGAAAUUGUAAAAAGCAGUAAUUGCCCCUGCAGUUGUUCAUUGUCCACUGGGCCAUCCACUACUUGGAUUCGAUCUGUUAAAAGGAAGUAUGAAGAAUCGGAUUCUUUUGGCCCACUUGCUAUUGUUGGGUUGGAUAAUUUUUCUGUCAUACGGGUACAUAUUGAGAAUGAAUGCAAUGCUUUGCGGGAGAUGGCUAAUAAUCAAAAACAAACAAUUCAGGAUUUGUAUAUUGAACUCGAAGAGGAGAGGAAUGCUUCUUCCUCAGCUGCUAAUGAGGCAAUGUCAAUGAUAUUGAGAUUGCAAAGGGAGAAGGCAGAGAUCCAGAUGGAGGCUCGACAAUUCAAACGCUUCGCCGAAGAGAAGAUGGCACAUGAUCUACAGGAGCUUGCAGCAGUUGAGGACUUGUUAUAUAAAAGAGAGCAAGUUAUUCAAUCCCUCACUUGUGAGGUACAAGCAUAUAAACAUAGAAUGAUGAGCUAUGGGCUAACGGAAGCCGAGGCUGAUGGCGAGAGGGUUCAGCAGAAUAGUAGCCAGAAUACGGUGGAAUACGAGGCACAAUGCGAAUCUCCGAUGUAUGAUUACCCUCCCUUACGAUGCAGCUUAAACGAGGCUCAAGGUCCUUUUGAUCAUGAUAAUGAUAUUGCUGAUAUUGAGAAAUAUGCGUUUGGUGAGACCCCGCGUACUCGAGAUCACGUCAUGGAUUUGGAAAAUAGGAUCAGCCAAUUGGAGAGAAGUUCUAGCUACAAUCACCUAGAUCCUGACUUCUCUUGUACUAAUAACGUUUUGGAGAAGGUAAUAGUGGGACAAUCUCCAAGGAGGCCAAGACAUUUGAAGAAGUUUUCCACUGAUUCUAGUUUCUCCAUGGGUAUGCCCCAAGUGAAUGAUUCUCCAAGAUAUACAUCAUCAAGCUUCAAGAAGGAAUAUGUCUCACAGAGUGAGGACUUCUCUAAUUUGAGAAAAAUGGAUAAUGCAUCAGAACUUGGAGAUGACAUGAGUGAUAGAGUUUAUACCAUUGACUCUAUACACAAUGGAGCUACAUAUAAUGGUUUUCACGAGCCCAAACCAUCGGUUGGCAUUUACGAUGACUAUAUAACCACGCCGAGAGGGUCGCUAAAUCAGGUAGAUUUUGGAGACCCUGAAAUCAGAAAACUUUAUUUGAGGCUUCAGGUUCUUGAAGCAGACAGAGAAUCAAUGAAACAAGCAAUUAUUUCAAUGCGAACUGAUAAGGCCCAAAUGGUGUUACUGAAAGAAAUAGCUCAACAUCUAUUCAAGGAGAUGUCACCAGAUAAGCAAGUAGUUGUGAAGAAGCCAUCCGUUGUGUCGAGCUUUUCUUUCAUGGCGGUUUGUAAGUGUAUCGUAUCCUUCGUUUUAUGGAAAAGAAAAGCUCGUCGAAGCAAGUACUUGUUUGGGUUGUCAAACAGUGCUGGCUUGCUAUUGCUUCUCGAACAGGGUCCGGACACGAGACAGUGGAGAUGUCUUGCAAGCACACAAGUUUAGUACCGCUCCACCUGAUGUUCAUAUCCAAUCAAACCCGACGUCCGGAAUAUGUGUGUAUGUCCAGUGAAUACGAUUUCUCUUUUGGCUUCUCUUUUUUUGGAUUCAUUGUGUAGUGGCAGAAAGGGGUAGCGUGCGAGUCAUUCGUUUAUUUGAUUGUUCUAGGAUUGAUUAUACUUGACUGGUUGAUCCGUAGAACACAGAUAUGAUAUAUAUAGGAAUGCUUUACUCGUAUUGUUUCGACGAACUCUGCUCGAGGAACGUAACGUCUGAUAGCCCUCUCCUGUAUAUUUCAGAUUGAAGAAUGAUUUAUAGCCAGUCGAAUGCACAAUGGCUGCCUUUGCUUUAACAUCAAA